GGAGGGGCUCUUGCCGCCACUGCUCUCUCGCCGCCUCUUCCCCCCGGCGGGAGCCGCUCGCAGCCUCUUUGCACUAGUCGCUCCGCUCUCCCGGUCAUGUGACCUUAACGUAACCGGACAGGAAAAGCCCCGCCGCCGCCGCCGCCGCCGCGCCGGAGACACCGACCGCGGCGGCAGAGGCAGCAGCAGAGAGCAGAGGCGGCGGCGGCGGCGGCGGAGGACAGCACGGCCGAGGCGCCCCGCGCCGCCUCCUCACACGCCGCCGCAGCGGCCUCGGCGACAGAUUUUUUAAAAAAUGGAUUUGACCAACCAUGGACUUAUUCUACUGCAGCAGUUAAACGCACAGCGCGAGUUUGGGUUCCUGUGUGACUGCACGGUUGCCAUCGGCGAUGUGUACUUCAAGGCACACAAAUCUGUUCUUGCCUCAUUCUCCAAUUACUUUAAGAUGUUGUUUGUCCAUCAGACCAGUGAGUGUGUCCGACUAAAGCCCACCGACAUCCAGCCGGACAUCUUCAGCUAUCUCCUGCACCUCAUGUAUACUGGAAAGAUGGCACAACAGCUCAUUGACCCUGUCCGCCUGGAGCAGGGCAUCAAGUUCCUGCACGCAUACCCGCUGAUCCAGGAAGCCAGCCUUGCCAGCCAAGGCACCUUUUCCCAUCCUGACCAAGUCUUCCCAUUGGCUUCCUCCCUGUAUGGCAUUCAGAUUGCAGACCACCAGUUGAGACAAGCCACCAAGAUCACCCCUGCACCCGAAAAACUUGGGCGGGACCCAAGACCUCAAGCCUCCAGAAUGGGCCCAGAGCAGGUGCCGGAGGCCUCACAGCUGUCUCAACUGCCCCCAAACCUGGCCCAGGUGAACCGGACAAGCAUGCCUUCCUCGGACCCCCUGCAGACCUCGCUGUCUCCGGAACUUGUCUCCACUCCCGUUCCUGCCCCUCCCGGAGAGGAGACCAAUCUGGAAGCAUCUCCCUCCGACGAGCAGCCUGCGUCCCUCACCAUAGCUCACGUCAAGCCGAGCAUCAUGAAGAGGAACGGGAGCUUCCCCAAGUACUAUGCCUGCCACCUAUGCGGGCGGCGCUUCACCCUGCGGAGCAGCCUUCGAGAGCACCUCCAGAUCCACACGGGUGUGCCCUUCAUGGCCGGCCCUCAGGGCGAGAGCCGAGUGCCGCUGUCUCUCUGCAACAACGCCACUGACCUCGGCAAGGACGCCAUGGAAGUGCCCGAAGCCGGGAUGAUCAGUGACAGUGAGCUGCAACACAUCUCGGAUUCCCCCAUCAUCGACGGGCAGCAGCAGUCGGAGACCCCACCACCCUCGGACAUUGCUGACAUUGACAACCUGGAGCAGGCAGACCAGGAGAGGGAGGUGAAGAGGCGGAAGUAUGAGUGCACCAUCUGCGGACGAAAAUUCAUCCAGAAAAGCCACUGGAGGGAGCACAUGUACAUACACACCGGGAAGCCUUUCAAAUGCAGCACUUGUGACAAGAGCUUUUGCAGGGCCAACCAGGCCGCCCGCCAUGUGUGCCUCAACCAGAGCAUCGACACAUACACCAUGGUGGACAAGCAGACUCUGGAGCUCUGCACGUUUGAGGAGGGCAGUCAGAUGGACAACAUGUUGGUGCAGACCAACAAACCCUACAAGUGCAACUUGUGUGACAAAACAUUCUCCACUCCCAAUGAGGUUGUGAAACACUCAUGCCAAAACCAGAAUGCGGACGUCUUUGCCCUAGACGAGGGGCGGUCCAUCCUCCUAGGCAGUGGGGACUCCGAAGUAACAGAACCUGACCACCCAGUGUUAGCUUCCAUCAAAAAGGAACAGGAAACUGUGUUAUUAGACUGAAUGUUACUUGUCUUUUUUUUAAAUUGUCAUUUUUACGAAAACUAUCUUCCUUCUCUUCCCUCCAUUCAGAACCCUAGUUCUCUGUGGCAUGAUCUGACCAGGUCCCUGUUCCCUUCCCACCCCAACCCACUCCCACCUCUGUGAAGGCUUUGUGCAUUAUAAACCUGGAGUCUAUUUACUUUCAUUCAGGGGAUAUUGGAAAGAUAAUGGUUAGUAGAACUUAUAAACUUAAAUAGAUUUUGAGAUGUUUUAGAUUAUUUAAAAGCAUACUUGGAACUAAUUAAGGGUAUAUACAAAACAGAACAACUAAGACAUAAUUUGGUAAGCUAAAAUUAUGACUUUCCCUGGGUCAUAAGUCUUCCUUUUCAGAAAAAAGCAAAGUCAGAAAGUACAACACGUGUCUAAGAGAUAAUUCUGGGCUCUGUGCUAUACAAAAUCUGGCGGGUAUGGGGAAACUUUAAACCCAAGAAAACGUUUUCAGUAUUUUACCUUCCAGGUGUCUUAUUUCAGAACACAUCCUUUGAGAUUAUGUCCAGUUAGGAAAAAUCACUAGCUAAGAAAUCUACUUGAACAAAACACAAAAGAGAAAAAGUAAUAAUGUGAUGGCAAUCUUAAUUUUUGGAUAAAACCUAACAAGCUGUGAGUUUGUGUGUUUGUAAGAAAAAACGUGUAGAUACUUCCUAUAAACAGGUGGAUUAAUGCACAUGCCUUAUCGAAUUGCUGGCUUCUUUCCAAGUUGAACAACAGCAAAAUGCUGUAUUUUCAUUUCUGACAAAUGUGAUUGUUUUUUAAAAUCAGAUUCUAAAGAGAAAUGACAUGUCAUUUUCUAGCAGUUGCCAGUGGCAAAUUUGUUUCAGUACCCACCCGCUGCUUUUAAAUCAGUAUAUCUGCGUAUAUACUGGAUAGGAAACGAUACAGGAAUAUGCAUCUUACUUACACAAAGUUGGGCAGAAGAUGUAACUUUAAUGACUUUAAAAGUCAAUGCUAAAAGUUUACUGGCAACAUUCAUUGAAGCAUCAAAAAAUGGUAAAGAGAAAUCAGGACAAAAAAUCUUAAUUGCUAGGGCUGGGGAUGAAACUCAGUGGUAGAGCUCUUGCCUAGCAUGCACAAGGCCCUGGGUUUGAUCCCCACCUCCCUAAAAAAUAAAACCUAAUUGCUAUUUGGGGAAAAACUGUAUUCUCCAGUUUUUCUCUUUCGUUUUUUUUUUAACAUCCUAAAAUUUUCUCCAGUGGCCUGAAAGCAGUAAAAGUUGUCCAUUAAUAUUCCUUUAGGCCAAUAAGACAAUGGUGUUACAGGAUAAAAUAGCCAGAAGUAAGGACCCAAGGGGAAAGGGAGGGGGAGAGUAGUUAAUAGCUAUACUGUAUGUAUAUGUUAAGAACUGAACAUCCCAUCAUUCUAUUAUAUGUAUAGUUGAGUUCUCAGAUUUGUAAGUUUUUAUACAUACUUUCAUUGAAUAAACAAAUGAGCAUAUGAUUUUA
Messenger RNA from Heterocephalus glaber (naked mole-rat), 3315 nucleotides. RefSeq names its product zinc finger and BTB domain containing 2 (gene Zbtb2). Gene Ontology annotation, biological process: regulation of transcription by RNA polymerase II. Lineage: Eukaryota; Metazoa; Chordata; Mammalia; Rodentia; Bathyergidae. The record is from RefSeq and is a predicted model, not a curated record. Gene Ontology annotation, cellular component: nucleus. Gene Ontology annotation, molecular function: protein binding; DNA-binding transcription factor activity, RNA polymerase II-specific.